AUGAGUGACAGAGUUUUAUUGAAGGUGUAUUAUUUUGGGCAGAUUUUAUUACAAACAUCUGAGGGAGUAACAUUUGUUUGUGAAAAUCCGUUAGAUGUUGUGAUUCCUUUCACAAUCUCAUUUGAAGAGCUCAAAGGUGUGAUCUGUGAAAAGAUUCACUCUGAGAGGGCAAGAAGAGUAGCCUGCAUUCUAUAUAGAUACCCGAUACAAGUGUUUGGUGGAUUCGUCCAGUUUCAAACCAAAUAUGUAACGGACGAGGCGAGCAUGCAAGAGAUGUUUUCAAUGUAUAUUGAAAAUCGGAGUAAACUCGCGUUCAUCGAGUUGUAUGUUGAGUUCGAACAAUCUGAAGCCGACCGGAAUAUUCUACGGGAAGAUUACAAUAGCGACAGCGAGGAAGAGUUCGAAAGCAACUACGAAGUUGUUGGUCCAGAUGGAGAUGAAGAUCAAGGUGACGGACCUAUGGCUCCGGAUGUGUCAGAUGUGGCAAAUGCAUUGGCAAACGAAGUGUCGUUUGAGGAGCCAUCAUUUAUGCGAGUUUUGGAUUUAGAAGCCAUGCAUGUUCCGGAAUUUCCGGAUUAUACCAGUGCAGAAAUUCCGUUUGUCGCAGAUGGUGAAUUUGCUGUGGGGAUGGAAUUCACUUCAAGGGAAGCUGUUAUUAAGGCGAUAAAAGAGUAUACCAUACGAAGAAGCGUAGACUACCGGGUAUAUGAAUUUGAGCCGUUAACAUUUUAUGCUAAGUGUACACAGUAUGGGUCAGGGUGUGAUUGGCUUAUCCGGGUUAGCAUGAUCAGCCGGAAGUACUGUUGGGUUAUAAGGAGGUAUAAUGGCAGUCACACAUGCACCAGAGCAACAAUUUCUCAGGAUCACUCGAAGUUGGAUUCACAUACAAUUGCAGAAGCAAUAAAGCCGUUGGUUGAGGCUGACCCCUCCUUAAAGGUAAAAUCGGUUAUAGCAGAGGUGCAAUCGAAGUUCAACUACACCGAGCCGUCAGCUGUUGUUCAUUUUGAGACUAUGCCUGCAUAUCAAGGUGAUGACCUGGUGGCUGACAUUCGGGUAUUGCAUCGAGUCUUUUGGAGUUAUUACCCCUGCAUUAGAGCAUUCAGACAUUGUAAGCCAGUUGUCCAGGUGGAUGGAACACACUUAUAUGGAAAGUACAAGGGUUGUCUACUAGUGGCAGUUUCACAAGAUGGCAACAACAAUAUCGUCCCAAUUGCAUUUGCUAUUGUGGAGGGAGAGACUUCUGAUGCAUGGUACUUUUUCCUUAGUAAUCUUCGUCAGCAUGUUGUAACCCGGGAUGGUGUGGGACUGAUAUCCGACCGCCAUGAAUCCAUAAAUGCCGCUGUGGAACGGAGUAAUGGUGCUUGGUCACCUCCAAGAGCUUUCCAUAUGUUUUGCAUCAGACAUAUAGAAUCGAAUUUUCUGAGGAAAUUCAAGGCCCCGUACUUGCAGAAACUGGUCGUCAAUUUAGGAUAUUCGAGGACGGUGCGGGAGUAUGAAGUUCGCUACGAACGUUUACGAGAACGGGGCGAGGCCUACACGAACUGGUUAAAUCGAAUCCCUCGCGAACAGUACGCGUUGGCUUUUGAUGGUGGGUAUCGAUGGGGUCAUAUGACGAUGAAUCUAGUGGAAUGCAUCAACUCAGUAUUGAAGGGUGCUCGCAAUCUACCAGUCACUGCCCUUGUGAAGGCAACAUUUUACAGGCUUAACGAGUUGUUCACACGAAAGAGGGCGGAGGCGGAAGCCCGGAUUAAUGCUGGGCAUGUGUUCUCUGAAGUGGUCACCUCUAAGUUGCAUGCAAACCAACUUGCGUCAGGAAACAUACAGGUUAGUUGCUUUGACCGGCAGAAUGAGGUAUUUGAGGUGCGUGAGAUGCCCAGUGGACUUGAGUUUGCAGUCGACCUACGCGGCCUUCGAUGUGACUGUGGUGAGUUCCAGGUGGAUAGAGUUCCCUGUCGACAUGUGUUCGCAUGUUGUGCCAACCAGCGACUGGACUGGCAACUGUAUGUGCAUGACGUGUAUAAGAUGGACCAAGUUCGACGUGUUUACCGAGCAAGGUUUAGGCCAUUAGGUAAUCCGACUACAUGGCCUGCUUACAAUGGACCUCGGUUCAUACCAAAUCCAUUCCUGAGACGAGUUACAAAAGGCCGACCCAGAAUGACGCGCUUCUUGAAUGAGAUGGACACGCGCAUGUUACGUCGGCCUAGGCGAUGUACGCUUUGUGGAGCUGAGGGACACAGCCGUAGCAGAUGCCGUCGGUCCGGUGGUGCGAAUGCCGGCGGAGCUACUCAGUAG
Molecule: messenger RNA, 2292 nt
Organism: Arachis ipaensis
Lineage: Eukaryota; Viridiplantae; Streptophyta; Magnoliopsida; Fabales; Fabaceae
Source: RefSeq, a predicted model, not a curated record